CCAUGAAUUCAACCGUUUACCAUGGGGCGCUGGCUGUUAGAGUCUCGUUUGUGCUCACCGGCUUAUCCACCAUCGUGGUAGCACUCAGAUUCUACAGUCGCGCUUACAUUGUGAAGAAACUUGGUUCUUCCGACUGGAUGAUGCUCAUGGGUUUGCUCGCUACCUGGAGUUGCGCGGUAAUAGCGUAUUACAACAACUUAGCCAUGGAUUACAGCCAUGUCCAUGACCGAGCAUCAUACGCGAAAGUCGUCUCCAAAGGUCUCCUCAUGAUGUGGGCUUUUCGCUUCAACUACAUGCUCGACCACCUCUUCAUCAAACUCGCCAUCCUCCUCUUCUACAAAUACAUCGCUGCCUCGCACCGCACCUUUCACCGCAUCGUCACUGCGCUCAUUGCCCUCGUUACCGUCGCAAGUAUCGUCAUGAUCAGCGUCAGCAUCUUCAUCUGUCACCCCGUCUCCGACGCCUGGUCCUCGCACGUUUUCAUAAAAAUGUUUCAAGGCAUUAAACCAACACAGUGCCUGGAUCCCACGGGUCUUUGGUACUUCAACGCAUCUUUCAAUCUCCUCACCGACGCUAUCAUAUGGAUCCUACCUUUCCCGUUCGUGCUUCACCUCCGCAGCAUGCCAGUGCGUCGUCGCCUCGAGCUUACUGCUAUCUUUUCCAUUGGAAUCCUCGCCGUCACCGCGUCAGCCGUCCGUCUCUGGGUCGUCUCCAAAUGGCUGUCAGGAUUCGUUGAGUCGGGAAAACAGUUCGCCAAUCUCCUCAUCUGGUCGCAAGUCGAGCUGCACGCGGGCAUCAUCGCCGGCUCGAUCCCGUUUCUGAGACCCCUCGCCACGCAGGUACUGAGAAAAGCUACUGCUGCGAGGUCCAGUGCGCGGACUCGCGAGAAUAAUGUGCAUAGUCCUGGGGGUGCUCGCGAAAAUCUCAUGUGGCCAGAGACUACCGAGGAUAAUGUGGUUAUGCCUAGGACGCCCAUCAUACCCAGUCCGGCGCCUACGUUGGGUAGUGAUGGAGCCUUUCGGGCUGCACCAAAUUUGCUGUCACCUAUAGUGCCGGUCAAACCUGGGAUCCUUGCGAUACAUACAGUUUGAAGUGACAUGUGUGUAGGACGGGUUUUAUCUGUCACAGC
This is a messenger RNA of Periconia digitata, 1129 nucleotides long. NCBI's taxonomy places the organism in Eukaryota, Fungi, Ascomycota, Dothideomycetes, Pleosporales, Periconiaceae. The record is from the annotation of a GenBank genome assembly.